Messenger RNA from Calidris pugnax (ruff), 1534 nucleotides. RefSeq names its product estradiol 17-beta-dehydrogenase 11-like. The transcript has 8 exons. Gene Ontology annotation, cellular component: lipid droplet. The record is from RefSeq and is a predicted model, not a curated record. The coding region runs from base 1 to 969 and encodes 322 amino acids. NCBI's taxonomy places the organism in Eukaryota, Metazoa, Chordata, Aves, Charadriiformes, Scolopacidae. Gene Ontology annotation, molecular function: oxidoreductase activity, acting on the CH-OH group of donors, NAD or NADP as acceptor.
AUGGCAGAGCAGGUGCUGCAACGAUCCAGUCCAGUCUCUCAAAGCCCAGAGGUAUUACCAGGCAACACAAUUUGUACCCUACUCCCUACGUGGCUACACUUCCUCUCUGUGUCUCCUAGGGCUGCAAGUCUUCUGCUUGGCAUAAAGAAACGGAAACCAAAGCAAGGAUUUAAGACUCACCCCCUGAACACCAGUGGCAGAAUUCAGCCAUCAAGCCUUCGGGGCUCCUGGGUUCUCUUCCUGGCCACACCAACCAACAGAACCUCAUCCCAAAGUGUGCAUGGCGUUGAGGACACGGCAGCAGAAUGCGAAAGGCUGGGAGCCACUGUUGGAGCCUUUGUGGUGGACUGCAGCAAGAGGGAGGAAAUCUACAGCGCUGCAGAGAAGGUGAAGAAGGACAUUGGGGAUGUCUCCAUCCUGGUGAACAACGCUGGUGUGAUUACAGCUGCCGACCUGCUCUCGACUCAGGACCACCAGAUUGAAAGGAUGUUUGAAGUCAACAUUCUGGCUCACAUGUGGACCACAAGAGCUUUCCUGCCAACCAUGAUGAACAACAACCACGGUCACAUUGUCACAGUUGCUUCGGCAGCAGGUCAUCUUGUGACUUCUUUCAUGGUAGCUUAUUGUUCAAGCAAGUUUGCUGCGGUUGGAUUUCACAAGGCUCUGACAGAGGAGCUGUCUACCUUGGGAAAGGAUGGGAUAAAAACUACGUGUCUUUGUCCAGUUUUUAUAAACACGGGGUUUGUCAAAAACCCCAGUACAAGGCUUGGAAAGAUUUUGGAGAUUGAAGAAGUUGUCGAGGCCCUGAUGGAAGGAAUACUGACCAACCAGAAAAUGGUUUUUGUUCCAUCAAAUCAACGUGUUGCUUUACUCUUUGAAAGGUUGUUUCCAGAACGUGCCCUGAAUGUUCUGAAGAAGCUGACUGAUGUCAAGUUUGAUGCAGUCGUGGGCCAGAGAAGCACCCAGUGAAAAGCAAAAAAUUACUCUCAUUUCCCAGUGGCACAGGUGAAAACAGAACAUGUGCUGAGCAUAGUUGAGCUGGUUUGAUCCAGAGCUGAACUGAGACACGUGCUCCCAGGCCACCAUUGCCAAGCUCACCUAAGGGUGUCUCCCCCACCUGCAGCAGCUGUAUAACAGGGAGUGUUAACAAAGCACAGCCACAGCUCUACAAGUCUGAAGGGCUUUGGCUGUCCAUGGUGUCGCCUCCAUCUCCUGGCGCUGAGGCAGACAGGAAUUCCCACAAAGCCCGUUUUUGGACAGCACAGAGUGAGUGCAAAGGCAUUGCCUGAGAAUAUGUUAAUCUGGACUCGUCCCUGAGCAAAGGUGUCUUGCAAGAAGCAAUUUAUAGAGCAGGUGGGUGGCCUGUUUCACCUCAAUUUAUCUUUUCAAAUUUAAAAAAAAGUGCUCUAAUGAACACUCAGUUUUGUGUGCUUUCAUAGUGAGUGCCUGAAAUAAUACAGCCUUGUUACAUUGAUUAUCAAGUAUGCAUCAGCACCAUGCCUUAUUCCAAAUAAAUACAGUUUGUUAACACAAA